Molecule: messenger RNA, 186 nt
Organism: Cantharellus anzutake
Lineage: Eukaryota; Fungi; Basidiomycota; Agaricomycetes; Cantharellales; Hydnaceae
Exons: 1
Source: RefSeq, a predicted model, not a curated record
UCGAAAUGCCUGGAAAACACCCGUGUCCGGAUUCAGGAAUCGAUACUCGACCAUUUGGAGAAACGGGAAUACCGGUUCAUCUGGCUUCGUGGCUCUCCGGGCACCGGGAAGACUGCUAUAUCGAUGAGUGUCGCCUCAACGCUUGCCAAACAACAUCGCUUGGCAGCGUCUUUUUUCUGGGACAAG